GACCUCGUCUCGAACCUUCAAUCAACUUCCCUCCUCGUUGAACUUCCCUCCUUCGUGAUCUCCGAAGGAGGACUUCAUGAACAACGUCGCCCCUGAUUGAUCCACCGCCAUCGAUCCAUUCCAUUUCAUUCUUUAAUCUAAACCUCGUGCUGGGACCGAAGGAGCAAGAGUGGAGCGAAGAAAGGCGAUUCUUUCGCGAUGGGGAACGCAUCUGCCAUGCUCACCCAAUACGACAUCGAGGAAGUCCAAGACCACUGCAACUAUCUCUUUUCGCAGCAGGAGAUCGUCGCCCUCUACAGUCGCUUCUGCCAGCUCGAUCGCACUGCCAAGGGCUUCAUCUCCUCCGACGAGUUCCUCUCCAUUCCCGAGUUCUCCCUCAAUCCCCUCUCACAAAGGCUGCUUAAGAUGGUUGAUGGGUUGAAUUUCAAGGACUUCGUUGCCUUCUUGUCCGCGUUUAGCCCGCAAGCUACUACUCAGCAGAAAAUUGAAUUCAUUUUUAAGGUGUAUGAUGCUGAUGGUAAGGGGAGAGUCACUUUCAAGGAUUUGCUGGAGGUGCUCCGAGACUUGACGGGUUCAUUCAUGUCAGAGGAACAGAGAGAGAAAGUUUUAGGUCAGGUUUUGGAGGAGGCUGGAUACUCAAGAGAAUCAACACUUUAUUUUGAGGACUUCAUGAAGAUUCUCUCCAAAGCGGGUUUGAAAAUGGAGGUUGAAGUACCCGUGGAUUAAGUUAUAGAAGUGGCUGUAGGUUGGGUCGUUAUACAUGUCAAAUAAUUGUUACAAUAAAAGAAAUUUCUUAUUUUUGUUCAAUAUACAAUUUAAUGUUAUAGAUGUUUUUCCCAUUAUUGGGCUUGACCUAGUGGGGCUCUUUGAUGUCCUUCCCCCGCCGGAGUUAUUACUACGAACCCUUUGCUGUAGCACCAUGGUCAGCAUUGUUGAAUCCGUCUGGGAAUAUUAAAAUGAGAACGGUGGAGUGAAAUAACGGUUUCCCGGCGAAGAAAAUAGAAAAUGCGUGCAAGAGAUUCAAGGGAUAAGGGGUGUCUGGCUGUGAAGAUUUCCCUAGUGAGCAACAAAAUGAGGAACAGAACAGAGCCUGACUGACUGAGAAGCCGACCUGGAUGACAGGGUGAGUCGAUGAAACCCUUACUGAACUCCCCUUCCUUCUUAUGGUCAUGUAUAAGUAUCUUGGUGGCGAGCGAUUUCGCCUUUUGCCACAUGUAUAAGUAUCUUGGUGCAUUUCUAGUGUUGAC
Molecule: messenger RNA, 1247 nt
Organism: Zingiber officinale
Lineage: Eukaryota; Viridiplantae; Streptophyta; Magnoliopsida; Zingiberales; Zingiberaceae
Product: calcineurin subunit B-like
Exons: 6
Coding region: 199-726 (175 amino acids)
Molecular function (GO): calcium ion binding
Source: RefSeq, a predicted model, not a curated record